This is a messenger RNA of Coccomyxa subellipsoidea C-169, 855 nucleotides long. RefSeq names its product scavenger mRNA decapping enzyme. Gene Ontology annotation, molecular function: RNA 7-methylguanosine cap binding; hydrolase activity. NCBI's taxonomy places the organism in Eukaryota, Viridiplantae, Chlorophyta, Trebouxiophyceae, Coccomyxaceae. The transcript is spliced from 8 exons. Gene Ontology annotation, biological process: deadenylation-dependent decapping of nuclear-transcribed mRNA. Gene Ontology annotation, cellular component: nucleus; P-body. The annotation marks the transcript as partial. The record is from RefSeq and is a predicted model, not a curated record.
UUUGUGGCUUCCUACUCCAGAUUUGAAGGCAAUGAGAGCGAUGCCGUCAUUUCCCUCAGGCGCCGAGCAUUUGACGAGGGCAGAUUGCCGUUCUUACUAACUUCCGCCACUCAUUUGGACAUUCAAUUCCACAAUGAUGUGUACGCCAAGUACACAGGCACACUGGACCCCUCUGAUGGCCAGAUCAACAUAGAUGUCAUUCAUCCAGCCACAGACAGACACAUCAGCAAGUUCACAGCGCAGCAGUACUGUUCGGUGACAGAGACCCCCAGCUCAUAUACUAUGGUCACACUCCCUUACAUUGAGUCCAUACCGCCGUCGCGCAUACAGUGGGUCUACAAUAUUCUGGAGAAGAAGGCUGAGGUGGAAAGGCUGAUCUUUGAGGACAGGCAUCCGGAGACUGGCUUUGUUGUCCACCCCGACAUGAAAUGGGACCAGACACAAUUGCAUGCUCUCUACUGCGUAUCAAUCGUGCACAGGCGGGACAUCCGGUCAUUGAGGGAUCUGCGGUCAGAGCACCUGCCUCUCUUGCGGAACAUCCUGAGAAAGGGCACUCAGGCGAGCAUCCCAAACUCCUGCUGCAGACAAAAUUGCCUGGCAGCUUUGCGAGUGUACAUCCAUUAUCAGCCCAGCUACUAUCAUCUGCAUGUCCAUUUCUUGCACGUCAAAUUUGAUGCUGGCGCUGGCAUGGCAGCCGGCAAGGCCCAUCUACUGAAUGACAUCAUCGACAACAUCGUGCUCAUGUCAGACUACUAUGCAAAGAGGACGCUGACCUUCAUCCUUGGGGAGAGGGAUCCUCUGCUGCAAGCCUUCCGCAAGCGCAAAGCUUCUGACAGCCUUGAGGAUGCAGCCUGA